GGCUUGGCACAGUAUUCUGUCCUCUUUUACGGCUACUACGACAAUAAGAGAACCAUUGGAUGGCUGAACUUCAGGUUGCCGCUCUCCUAUUUUCUGGUGGGGAUUAUGUGCAUUGGCUACAGCUUUGUGGUUGUCCUCAAAGCGAUGACCAAAAAUAUUGGUGAUGAUGGAGGAGGUGAUGACAACACCUUCAACUUCAGCUGGAAGGUUUUCUGUAGCUGGGAUUACCUGAUCGGCAAUCCGGAAACAGCAGACAACAAAUUUAAUUCAAUCACAAUGAACUUUAAGGAAGCCAUCACAGAGGAAAGAGCUGCUCAAGUAGAAGAAAACGUGCACUUGGUCAGAUUCCUGAGGUUUCUUGCUAACUUCUUUGUGUUCCUGACACUGGGCGCAAGUGGAUACCUCAUCUUCUGGGCCGUGAAGAGAUCCCAGGAAUUUGCGCAGCAGGACCCUGACACCCUUGGGUGGUGGGAAAAAAAUGAAAUGAACAUGGUGAUGUCCCUGCUGGGGAUGUUCUGCCCGACGCUGUUUGACCUGUUUGCUGAACUGGAAGACUACCACCCUCUCAUUGCUCUCAAGUGGCUACUCGGACGGAUUUUUGCUCUUCUUUUAGGCAACUUGUAUGUAUUUAUUCUUGCCUUGAUGGAUGAGAUUAACAACAAGAUUGAGGAGGAGAAGCUGGUAAAGGCCAAUAUCACCCUGUGGGAAGCCAACAUGAUCAAGGCCUACAACGCGUCUCUCUCUGGGAACAGCACUGGACUCCCCUUUUUUGUUCACCCUGCUGAUGUACCUCGGGGACCCUGCUGGGAAACAAUGGUGGGCCAGGAAUUCGUGCGGCUCACGGUUUCUGAUGUUCUAACCACUUACGUCACCAUCCUCAUCGGGGAUUUCCUAAGGGCAUGUUUUGUGAGGUUUUGCAAUUAUUGCUGGUGCUGGGACUUGGAAUAUGGAUAUCCUUCCUACAUGGAAUUUGACAUCAGUGGCAAUGUACUGGCGCUGAUCUUCAACCAAGGCAUGAUCUGGAUGGGGUCAUUCUUUGCUCCGAGUCUCCCGGGCAUCAACAUCCUUCGUCUGCACACGUCCAGGUACUUCCAGUGCUGGGCCGUGAUGUGCUGCAACGUCCUCGAGGCCAGAGUCUUCAAGGCGAGUCGCUCCAACAACUUCUACCUGGGCAUGCUGCUGCUCAUCCUCUUCCUGUCCACCAUGCCGGUGUUGUACAUGAUUGUGUCCCUCCCACCAUCCUUCGACUGUGGCCCUUUCAGUGGCAAAAAUCGGAUGUUCGAAGUCAUUGGCGAGACCCUGGAACAUGACUUUCCCAGCUGGAUGGCGAAGAUACUGAGGCAGCUCUCGAACCCCGGACUGGUCAUUGCUGUUGUGCUGGUGAUGGCUUUGACCAUCUAUUAUCUCAAUGCUACUGCCAAGGGCCAGAAGGCAGCAAACCUGGAUCUCAAAAAGAAGAUGAAAAUGCAAGCGCUGGAGAACAAGAUGCGGAACAAGAAGAUGGCGGCCGCCCGUGCAG
Ochotona curzoniae (black-lipped pika) is the source of this 1519-nucleotide messenger RNA. Its product is annotated as transmembrane channel-like protein 1. Gene Ontology annotation, molecular function: mechanosensitive monoatomic ion channel activity. Gene Ontology annotation, cellular component: plasma membrane. NCBI's taxonomy places the organism in Eukaryota, Metazoa, Chordata, Mammalia, Lagomorpha, Ochotonidae. The annotation marks the transcript as partial. The transcript is spliced from 12 exons. The record is from RefSeq and is a predicted model, not a curated record. Gene Ontology annotation, biological process: detection of mechanical stimulus involved in sensory perception of sound; vestibular reflex.